Molecule: messenger RNA, 1162 nt
Organism: Electrophorus electricus (electric eel)
Lineage: Eukaryota; Metazoa; Chordata; Actinopteri; Gymnotiformes; Gymnotidae
Source: RefSeq, a predicted model, not a curated record
UGCAGAUCGCAGACCGGCUACAGACACGCACACAGACCCGUGAUGUCUCUAGUCCGUGGUGAUAUCUGAUGCAGUCUUAAUGCAACGAACAGUGGCACAUUAAAUUAGUUUUACGGCUAAUGUUACAGAGUAGGAAAGGGAAUUUAACUUUCGGUUUCAUUAUCACAAGACUGGAUUGCUUCUCCUUCCAACAUGUUAAAUCACUCAAGUACAAGAAAGGCAAAUAAGGAUCUAAGGGAACGAAUCGAAAAACUGUGUGUAUCGGUAAAACCAGUGCUGCAGGAUGCAGAUAUUGAUGACACACAGCUGCUUACCUUGACAAGGGAAGAUUUAAAUGAGCUUUUCCCUGGUCAUAGAAACUUUCAGCUGCGAAAAAGAAUCAUGGAAUUGCUCACUGAGGAAGUGCAGGAGCCAGUAGGACCAGGCAAAAGCAUGCUGGUUAAUACAUUAAGGAAUUUUAUUCAGAGAAAUGAUAGAGGUGAACCUGCUGCUGAAAGUAUCUGGAAGGAGUACCUCUGUGCUCUGAGGAAUGUAGAAAAACAACUCACAGCUGCCUUGGACUUCUUAAAAUCACACAUUGAACUAAUGGAGAACCUCAGUGAAGUUCCAAUGCAAGAAGCAGCCAGUAGUUCGGAAUUCACUUUGUAUGAGAGAUAUGCAGAAAGAGGAAACCAAAAUCUGCAUGCAACCUCCCAUUGCAUACGCUUUUCACUUCCAGUUAAAAUCCACUCAGUUGUGUGUGGCAAUACUCUCGGAGCACAUGACAUGAUCCUCAGACAUCUGCAAUCAGUGGAGCACACCAGCGCAGAGGACUGUAGAGUAAUUCUGGUCUUCUGUCCAAUAGCAUCACGACCAGGGACAGACAUUGAAGCUGCAAUUCGGAAGGUUCCAGUUUCCAAAGCAACCAUCCUGGUAGUGAUGCAUCACACAUUUGAUCGGGACCACGCUGGAGUAACUUCAAGGCUAUGGUCGUCUAAUGCAAACGUAGUCGAGUGUGUGAAUGUGAUCUUCCAUGAGUCAGAGCCAAGGUUGCUGCUCGAAUGUCAUGCAAACACACAAGCAAUAUCCCAAAUACAGUCAGCUUUGCAACAAUUCAAGUAAAGUUCAUGUGUAGAUUGACUACAAGAAAGCUUGUGUGAUUCAAUGCCCCACACAUGGAGAG